Phytophthora nicotianae INRA-310 is the source of this 189-nucleotide messenger RNA. RefSeq lists its product as hypothetical. The record is from RefSeq and is a predicted model, not a curated record. NCBI's taxonomy places the organism in Eukaryota, Oomycota, Peronosporomycetes, Peronosporales, Peronosporaceae. Bases 1 to 189 code for a protein of 62 amino acids. The transcript is spliced from 2 exons.
AUGUCAGGGAAAGUGACGGAGGCCGGACAGCCCCACGAGCUCCAAGAGCAGCAGGUGCAGUGGCGAAAGCAGACGGCGUGCCUUGCCCCACCAUACAAGAUGAUUCUCAUGGUGGAGUACGACGUUGUGGUGGUGCUAGCGUUGAUGGUAAAGGUGCUGCUGUACGCUUUCACAUCUCGCCUAAACUAA